CGAGCGCAUCACAGUGAACUGCAUCUGACAGCUUGCCAGGUUGGAGCAGGAGAAAAAACACCACACACAAGAGAGUAAACGACCGGUGGAACAGACCCGCUGUAAUUUUCACAAACCGAGCAGCAUCUAAAUCCACCCCGUAGAGACAAUAAAGAAAAGAAAGGAGGGAUCUUUCGCGGUUACAGUCCUCCCACAAAGCUCGCAUGUAUGGAAGGAUAAUGUUUUUGUUUUAACGCCCCAGAUGAUUGCGUACCAGGGGUAGCUAUUGAAAUACGCAAAAACCUGCCGCUUCGUUGGAUUUUCCUCCGAGACUGAGGCCAUGAAUUCCGCGGAGCAGACGGUCACUUGGCUGAUCACACUCGGGGUGCUGGAGUCUCCGAAAAAGACUAUAUCGGAUCCAGAGGCAUUUUUACAGACCUCCCUCAAGGAUGGGGUGGUCUUGUGCAGACUGCUGGAGCGGCUGAGCCCGGGCUCCAUGGACAAAAUCUACCAAGAACCGAAGAACGACGGCGAGUGCUUGAGCAACAUAAAGGAGUUUCUCAAAGGCUGCACUUCGUUUCGCGUAGAGCUGUUUGAGCCCAAUGAUCUGCUCCUAGGACUGAACUUCUCCAAGAUACUCAGCAGUCUGGUGGCUCUCAACAAAGUGACUGCAGACAUUGGAGUGGGCAGUGACAGUGUCUGUGCCCGUCACUCGUCAGCCUAUCGGAUCAAGUCGUUUGAGUCUCUGGCCUCCCAGUCAUCACUGGGUCGAUCCUCCAAGCUGCUUCAGAACCAGUUCCGCAGCCUGGACAUGUCUGAGGGCAGCGGGACGCAGCUAUUGGUCAAGGCUCGCUUCAACUUUGAACAAACCAAUGAGGACGAGCUGUCCUUCAACAAGGGGGAUGUCAUCAAUGUGACACGCCAGGAGGAGGGCGGCUGGUGGGAGGGGAACUUCAACGGCAAGACCGGCUGGUUCCCUAGCAACUAUGUCCGUGAGAUCAAAGGCUGUGACAAACAAGUGUCCCCCAAAUCUGGGACCCUCAAGAGCCCCCCAAAAGGCGUUGACACUACGGCCAUUAGCAAGACCUACUACAACCUGGUGCUGCAGAACAUUCUAGAAACAGAGACAGAAUAUUCCAAGGACCUCCAGAGCCUUCUGACCAACUACCUGCGAUCACUCCAGAGCACAGAGAAACUGAGCAGUACAGAUGUGUACCUGAUCCUGGGGAACCUGGAGGAUAUCAACACCUUCCAGCAGAUGCUCGUCCAAUCACUGGAGGAGUGCACCAAACUUCCAGAGAGCCAGCAGAGGGUAGGGGGAUUCUUCAUGAACCUGAUGCCCCAGAUGAAGGCUCUCUAUGUGGGUUACUGCUCCAACCACCCCUCGGCAGUCAACGUGCUCACCCAGCACAGUGAGGAGCUGGGGGAGUUUAUGGAGGGGAAGGGAGCCAGUAGUCCAGGUAUCCUGACCCUGACCACAGGUCUCAGUAAACCCUUCAUGAGGCUGGACAAAUACCCUACACUAACGAAGGAACUGGAGAGACACAUGGAGGAGAGUCACCCCGACUGGCCAGACAUCCAGAAGUGUAUGACAACGUUCAAGAGCCUCUCGGCCCAGUGCCAGGAGGUGAGGAAGAGGAAGGAGCUGGAGCUGCAGAUAGUGACUGAGUCCAUCAGACUGUGGGAGGGAGACGACAUCAGGACACUGGGCUCUGUUCUCUACAUGAGUCAGGCUCUGGUUAACAGCCCUGGAGCAGAGGAGAAGUGUGAGCGCUACCUCAUGCUUUUCCCUCAUGUCCUCCUCAUGCUGUCUGCCAGUCCAAGGAUGAGUGGCUUCAUAUUCCAGGGGAAGCUACCAUUGACUGGUAUGACUGUGACCAUGCUAGAGGACAGUGAGGGCCACAAAAACUCCUUUGAGCUUUCUGGCAGUCUAUUUGAGCGUCUCCAGGUUGUGUGUAACAAUCAGCAGGAUCAGCAGGACUGGGUAGACCACCUGACCCGUCAUACCAAACACACCACUGUCCCCAGCCACAAACCCCUCACUGUCCCCUGCCACACGUUGCCCUCCCAUCCUCUGACUCCGUCCCGUCACGGGGAGUGCCGGGCGAUGACGGUGGCUCCUGCCUACCACACCCUGCCACACCCCUCCUCCCACGGGGCUCCACACAGCACCAUGAUGUGGGGGCCCCUUGAGCCCCCCAACACCCCCAAGCCCUGGAGCCUCAGCUGCCUGCGUCCCUCACCCCCUCUCAGGCCCUCUGCAGCUCUCUCCUACAAGGAGGACCUCAGUAAAAGCCCUAAGAGUGUGAAGAAGCUUCUUCCUAAACGUAAACCAGAGCGAAAACAGUCAGACGAGGAGUUUGCCCUGAGGAAGAGUACAGCAGCUCUAGAGGAAGAUGCUCAGAUCUUAAAGGUGAUAGAAGCUUACUGUACCAGCGCCAAGACCAGACAGACCCUCAACUCCACCUGGCAGGGCACUGACCUGAUGCACAACCACGUGCUGGGGGACUUGGACCGGUCCUGUGUGGACUCUCCAGGCCACCGUAGCAGCGUGUCACGGCCUGACGUGACUGGCUCAGACCUGUCGGAGGACUCUGACUACGACUCUGUGUGGACGACCCACAGUUACAGGAUGGGCUCAGUGUCGCGGACAAUGCGGAGGGACACAGGGCUGCAAGUCAUCAUCCCUGGAGAGGAGAAGAUCAUUGUGGAGGAGACCACGAGCAACGGACAGACUGUAGUCGGAGAGAAGAGCCUUGACGAUGUAGUGUACGCCCUGAGGGACGAGGUACAGGAGCUCAAACAGGACAAUAAGAAGAUGAAGAGGUCACUGGAGGAGGAGCAGAGGGCACGGAAAGAUCUGGAGAAAGUGGUCAGGAGGGUCUUAAAGACUAUGAACGACCCCACCUGGGACGAGACUAACUUAUGAGGUGUGUGUGUGCUUUUGAGAGGGUGUGAGAGUGAAUUGUGUGUGUGUGUGUGUGUGUGUGGUGUGCUAGUGUGUGAUGGAGAAACAUGUGUGAGUGUGAAUGAGUGUUUGCUUGCGGAAACGUGGUUGUGUGUGUGUGUGUGUGUGUGUGUGUGUGUGUGUGUGUGUGUGUGUGUGUGUGUGUGUGUGUGUGUGUGUGUGUGUGUGUGUGUGUGUGUGUGUGUGUGUGUGUGUGUGUGUAACUAGGACCCUGAGUUUUCCCUGGUCAGGUCACAUGGCUAGGAAAAAGUUGUGGCUCCACCAAUUACAAUGAGGAACGUCUGUGGAUCUCUCCCUAAACCAACAUGGACCUGGAGUCUUCCCUCUCUCCCUCCCUCCGUCUCUGUUUACAAAUGAUACUCAGCAAAGCAUUACAGCUCCAAUGGUACUGUACAAAACAACUCCUCAUUCACCUCUUCUCUACUGUUAUUUAAUUACUAUGAAAUCUAUCCGUUUUAAUGUCUUAUAUUUCCAUUGUCUUGUGGUAUUCUGUGUAAGGACUUGUAGCGGCCUGCCUUGUGGUUGGGCCUUGUGUUGUCAUUGAUCGGUGGGUCAGUGGGGAUUUGUAAAGAAAUGGACUGGCUGGUGUUGGUACUGACUGGUAUUGGUAUUGACUGGUAUUGGUACCUUCAAGCAUUGGUACUGAAUGGUAUUGGUAUUGGUACUGACUGGUAUUGAUAUUGGUACUGACUGAUAUUGAUAUUGGUACUGACUGGUAUUGAUAUUGGUACUGACUGGUAUUGAUAUUGGUACUGACUGGUAUUGAUAUUGAUAUUUGUACUGACUGGUAUUGGUACUGACUGGUAUUGAUAUUGGUACUGACUGGUAUUGAUAUUGGUACUGACUAGUAUUGAUAUUGGUACUGACUGGUAUUGAUAUUGGUACUGACUGGUAUUGAUAUUGGUACUGACUGGUAUUGAUAUUGGUACUGACUGGUAUUGAUAUUGGUACUGACUGGUAUUGAUAUUGGUACUGGCUGGUAUUGAUAUUGGUAUUGGUACUGACUGGUAUUGAUAUUGAUAUUUGUACUGACUGGUAUUGAUAUUGGUACUGACUGGUAUUGAUAUUGUUACUGACUGGUAUUGAUAUUGUUACUGACUGGUAUUGGUAUUGAUAUUGGUACUGACUGGUAUUGAUAUUGGUACUGACUGGUAUUGGUAUUGAUAUUUGUACUGUCUCGUAUUGAUAUUGGUACUGACUGGUAUUGAUAUUGGUACUGACUGGUAUUGAUAUUGGUACUGACUGGUAUUGAUAUUGGUACUGACUGGUAUUGAUAUUGGUACUGACUGGUAUUGAUAUUGGUACUGGCUGGUAUUGAUAUUGGUAUUGGUACUGACUGGUAUUGAUAUUGAUAUUUGUACUGACUGGUAUUGAUAUUGGUAUUGGUACUGACUUGUAUUGAUAUUGGUAUUGGUACUGACUUGUAUUGAUAUUGAUAUUUGUAUUUGUAUUGGUACUGACUGGUAUUGAUAUUGGUACUGGCAGUUAUUGAUAUUGGUACAGACUGGUAUUGAUAUUGGUACUGACUGGUAUUGAUAUUGAUACUGGCUGGUAUUGAUAUUGGUACCGACUGGUAUUGGUACUGACUGGUAUUGAUAUUGGUACUGACUGGUAUUGAUAUUGAUACUGGCUGGUAUUGAUAUUGGUAUUUAUACUGACUGAUAUUGAUAUUGGUAUUUAUACUGUCUGGUAUCGAUAUUGGUACUGACUGGUAUUGGUAUUGAUAUUGGUAUUUAAAAUGUCUGGUAUUGAUAUUGGUACUGACUCAUAUUGAUAUUGGUACUGACUGGUAUUGAUAUUGAUAUUUAUACUGGCUGGUAUUGAUAUUGGUAUUUAUACUGGCUGAUAUUGAUAUUGGUAUUUAUACUGGCUGAUAUUGAUAUUUAUACCGGCUGGUAUUGAUAUUGGUACUGACUGGUAAUGGUACUGACUGGUAUUGAUAUUGGUACUGACUGGUAUUGAUAUUGAUAUUGGUAUUUAUACUGUCUGGUAUUGAUAUUGGUAUUUAUACUUGUCUGGUAUUGAUAUUGGUAUUUAUACUGUCUGGUAUUGAUAUUGAUAUUUAUACUGGCUGGUAUUGAUAUUGGUAUUUAUACUGACUGAUAUUGAUAUUGGUAUUUAUACUGUCCGUUAUUGAUAUUGAUAUUUAUACUGUCUGGUAUUGAUAUUGGUACUGACUGGUAUUGAUAUUGGUAUUUAUACUGUCUGGUAUUGAUAUUGGUACUGUCUGGUAUUGAUAUUGGUACUGACUGGUAUUGAUAUUGGUAUUUAUACUGACUGGUAUUGAUAUUGGUACUGACUGGUAUUGAUAUUGGUAUUUAUACUGUCUGGUAUUGAUAUUGGUAUUUAUACUGUCUGGUAUUGAUAUUGGUAUUUAUACUGUCUGGUAUUGAUAUUGGUACUGACUGGUAUUGAUAUUGGUAUUUAUACUGUCUGGUAUUGAUAUUGGUACUGACUGGUAUUGAUAUUGGUACGGUCUGGUAUUGAUAUUGGUACUGACUGGUAUUGAUAUUGGUACUGACUGGUAUUGAUAUUGGUAUUAAUACUGGCUGGUAUUGGUACUGCCUGGUACUGGUACGCUUUGAUGUAAAUAUGAACAUUGCUAAGGUAUGAAAUAAAAUGUGUUUUCAGCGA
Oncorhynchus gorbuscha (pink salmon) is the source of this 5581-nucleotide messenger RNA. RefSeq names its product Rho guanine nucleotide exchange factor (GEF) 7a (gene arhgef7a). The coding region runs from base 320 to 2908 and encodes 862 amino acids. Lineage: Eukaryota; Metazoa; Chordata; Actinopteri; Salmoniformes; Salmonidae. The record is from RefSeq and is a predicted model, not a curated record. Gene Ontology annotation, molecular function: protein binding; guanyl-nucleotide exchange factor activity. The transcript has 22 exons.